Molecule: messenger RNA, 843 nt
Organism: Acanthosepion pharaonis
Lineage: Eukaryota; Metazoa; Mollusca; Cephalopoda; Sepiida; Sepiidae
Source: the annotation of a GenBank genome assembly
AUGCUUCUCCUUCUUUUAUUUUCCUCCACUUUCAGUAACUUUAUUUACUUCUUACCCUCUAUCUCGCCACCUUUCUCUCUCAAUUUCUCACUGCCUUUCUUUAGUUCUUACUACAUUUCCUUUUUUCUAACUACCGUAUAUUUCCCUCUCUGUUUCUUUCUCACACACCCUUUUAUUUCUCUCACUUUUCUUCCAUGUCUAAAUCUCUUUCCUAACUCUACCUUCUUUUUCUCUCUGUCUCAUCUUUUUUUCCUUCGUGUUCCUUGUCUAUUUCUGUCACUUUUUGUCUCAACCCCUCCCUCUAUAUUUGUCUCCGACUGCAUCUAUUCUUCUCUACUCUCUCUCUCUCUCUCUCUCUCUCUCUCUCUCUCUCUCUCUCUAUUCCUGCUUCUACCUUUUACUUUAUAUCCGUCUUUCUCUCUUUCCUUCUCUAGAUAUUUCUCCCGCUUUUUACCUACAUUUCUCUCUUAUUUUAUGUCUAUAUCUGUCUCUUCUCUUUCACGCUUCUCUAUUUCUCUCCUUUCCGUAUUUCUCUCUCUUGCUCUCUCUCUCUCUCUCUUUCUUUCUCUUUCUCUCUCUGAGUUACACUCUCAUGAUAAGCCUUUCAUAUCAAAUUAUUUCGUCUGUGUUCUCUCAAGCUAUCACUGUCGUAUUAUUUUACAUCUGUUUAUCCUUUAUAUUCAAUUAUUAAAUAAAUCACCAAUCAACCAAAAUUUAUAUCUGUUGGUCUCUUCGUCUUUCUAUUUACCUGUCGAAAGAUUCAUAUAUACAAUCUAUUCAAACAAUUUCGAUUUCAAUCAUAAUUUAUCUGUCUACAAAGCCAUCAAACUGUUUUAUCAAUGA